AUGAUGUUCACCAAAACUUUCACCGUCGUCGCCCUCGGCCUCAUGAGCACGAUGACGAGCGCUCUGCCUGCCCCUGAACUUGCCACAAGCAACGCUAUUGCGAAGCGCGGCUCUCUUCCCACCACUAUCACCAUCGACGAUGGUGCCCACACACCUUACAAGAUCUCAUUCGGCCGGCCCGCUGACGCAAUAUGGGCUAGCAAAGAAUUCUACGAGACGUCCAUCGAGCUGACAUUGCUCUGCAGUGGUUGGCUGGCGCUCUAUGACCUUUCGGUCGGCGACGUGCACACUACAGGCUUCGGAUCCAGUACCAACAACGGCGAUGCUUACCAGACCCUUACCUUCGAGGUUCCCGUGUCGCCUACCGAGUACAUCUUCCUCGACGUGAAUAUCUUCUACCAGGCUGCUCCCACCGAUGACAUACUCGGCUACCAGAUUCUGGGCGGGUGGAUUCACGGCAGCCGUCUCGAUCUGCUCGCCAAAAACCUCAAGAUCACGUUUCAAGCGGGCAGCACCCUGCUCAAUCCUCGUACCUGA
Molecule: messenger RNA, 537 nt
Organism: Mixia osmundae IAM 14324
Lineage: Eukaryota; Fungi; Basidiomycota; Mixiomycetes; Mixiales; Mixiaceae
Exons: 5
Coding region: 1-537 (178 amino acids)
Source: RefSeq, a predicted model, not a curated record